AUGUAUGGACCGCUGGUAACCCUAGGGGACAACAUUGCCGUGGAUUUAAGCCUCAAGAAAUACAGUAACCAAACCUACCCGACCCCAUACAUCGGCAGUCUAGACCGGGCCGACCGGUGCAAACAGCUAUUCCCCAAGUACAACAACACAGGCACCGCCAAACUGAGCUUUGUCGGUCAAAACACAUACACCAAUCCGUGUAAAGUUGAGUGCGCCCUUUGCCGGGACGAGGAGCCAGACACCAGGGACAAUACUAUCCGAUCGUACCCAGCUCAUGCCACGCUCAUAAAUGAGAUUAUUCAAUGCCACGACUCGGUACAGGUGUUUGAACAAUAUAUGGAGGAUGGUAUCAAAUGCGGACCAUAUCAUGUAUGCGAAUUCUGUCCAGGCAUACUGUCAGAGCUGUAUCGGGCGUUGACAAUAUGA
Molecule: messenger RNA, 426 nt
Organism: Medioppia subpectinata
Lineage: Eukaryota; Metazoa; Arthropoda; Arachnida; Sarcoptiformes; Oppiidae
Source: the annotation of a GenBank genome assembly